Molecule: messenger RNA, 900 nt
Organism: Fonsecaea multimorphosa CBS 102226
Lineage: Eukaryota; Fungi; Ascomycota; Eurotiomycetes; Chaetothyriales; Herpotrichiellaceae
Exons: 2
Coding region: 1-900 (299 amino acids)
Source: RefSeq, a predicted model, not a curated record
AUGGACCCUCGUGUCGCCGCCGUCGAUGGCUUCACCAAGACCAAGCACAAGUCGGUUCCACCUUCUCUGGAUCCUGCCCGCGUGAGUCUGGAAGACUCGUUCACGGUCUGCAUCAUCGGCGCGUCCACCGGAAUUGGUGAGCAUAUCGCCUACAGCUUUGCCCGGGCCAAGGCAGCAACGCUGGUCAUAUCCUCUCGAACAAUCAGCGACCUGGAGGCCGUGGCCGACCAAGCAAGACGGAUCAACCCCUCCGGCCAUGUUCAUAUAGUUGAGUGUGAUGUCUCGAAAGCGACAUCUGUACAAGCUCUGGCAGACUAUGUGAAAAUCCACUGCAGACGAUUGGACAUGUUGAUCCUCAACGCAGGCUACGCCGGGCCGGUCAUCACGAAGAUGGACCAAGGAAAGCCUGAAUAUGUUCGACACGCCUUUGAAGUCAAUGCCUUUGGAACCUACCUUGCCGCCCAUUAUUUUGUCCCCCUACUCAUGCAGACGGAAACCGGAGCAAAAGGGUUUAUUGCCAUUGGGUCCAUCGCCGGUUGCAUCAGACGAGGGCCAAUUGCGAACACGGGGUACACAGUCAGCAAGUUUGCGCAGAUCCGCUUGGUCGAGUAUCUUCAUGAACAAUAUUCUGGGGAAGGGUUGGUCAGCCUUGCCCUCCAUCCUGGAGCAGUUAUGACGAGAAUGGCAAGCGGGAACACGCCGGAAGAGUUUUUGCCUUACAUGACCGAUGAGGUUGAUCUCUGUGGAGCGGUCUGUGUGUUUCUCAGUAAACAGAUCAGGCAUCUCAAUUGGCUGAGUGGAAGACUGAUCUCUGCCACCUGGGACAUGGACGAAUUGAUAGCCAAAAAGGACCAGAUAGAGCAAAGAGACUUGCUCAAGUUUGCUUUAUUGACUGAGUAA